AAAUUUGAAGUGAAUCCGACAAAUUCUUUUCGAGUUAUUUAACAAUGACCAAAGGACGCUCGGGUGCUACGUGGCAUUCGAGAGCAGGUAGCUAGAAACAGCUGCAAGCAACCGACUUUUCGGGUUUCAUUGUCAUGAAUAUCUCCCCAUUUUAAUGUAUUUAUAAUUAUAUAUAUAUAUAUAUAUAUAUAUAUAUAUAUAUAUCCUUCUACAUAUAUUCACAAUUUGUAGGUAGUACAAGAACUGAAAAAUAAUUUUUGGUUGCCAGUAUACCUGUAGUCGUUGCACUGAUCAGUCGAUAGUUUUGUGAUAAAUUAUUUCUCAAGUGAAUUAAAUUAUUAACCAUGGGACGUGAUUCUAGAAAGGUUUCAAGAGAACUUCGGAGUUCUGAAAAAAUUAAUAAGUCGCGUUCAGUCAAAAGAAAGAAUGUUUUUAAUCCGAAAACAGCCGAACGUGAUGAAAGUAUUCAGAGUACAUCUUCUAAAAAAUUAAAACAAAACACUGAAGAUGAUGUACCUGAAGACAGCAGUACUGAAUUUCGAAUAAUAAAUUUUAUUCAGGUAUUCACUGCAAUUUCUGCUCUUAUAAAAUGUAAAAAAUGUGAUGGAAAUGUAGUGUUUCAAACAGCAAGUACACGUGGGCUGGGAUUCAAAAUUGUAGUUGCAUGUAAUAACUGUGGAAAUGAAUAUAUUCCUUCCUGUUCUUUCGUUGGGCAUUCUUAUGAAAUAAACAGACGUUUCAUUUUUGUAAUGAGAAUACUAGGAAUAGGAUACGAAGGAUUGUGCAAGUUUUGCGGCCUGAUGGACAUGCCGUCUUUUUUAGAUAAAUCUACGCAUACAAUUUUACUGAAACAGAUUUUGAAUUGUAGUAAAGCCGUCGCAGAAACCUUCAUGACGAAAGCUGUGAAUGAAGAAAAGCAAGCAAUGCCAACAACUGAAAAUGAAGAUAUAAAUCAUCUAACUGUAUCGGGAGAUGGAACCUGGCAAAAACGGGGAUAUACAUCGUCAUUUGGAGUUUCUUCUAUAAUUGGCUAUUUUACUGGAAAGAUUCUUGACAUAAACAUUAAAAGUGCAUAUUGUAAGCUAUGUGAGUAUUGGAAAAAAAAAACAAAUACUGUUGAGUUCGAGGAAUGGUAUCAAUCGCAUGAAGAUGUGUGUUCUGCUAAUCAUCAAGGGUCUUCUGGGAAAAUGGAGGUGGAUGCGAUGGUCGAAAUGUUUUCGUAUUCUGAAACUAAAUAUGGAGUUAAGUAUGCCAACUAUAUUGGUGAUGGUGACUCCAAGACCUAUUCAGGAAUUAUAAAAUCAGAUCCUUACGAAAAUACAACUGUAAAUAAAAAGGAAUGUAUAGGGCAUGUCCAAAAGCGGAUGGGGAGUCGAUUACGUACGCUGAAGAGUAAACAAAAAGGUCUUGGUGGUCGAGGUAAGCUCACAGGAAAAUUAAUAGACAAACUAACUGUGUACUAUGGUUUAGCAAUACGCCGGCAUUGUGAUUCUAUUGAAAAUAUGAAAUCUGCUAUAAUGGCAACCUUUUAUCACUACGGCUCGAGUGAUGAAAAACCGAAUCAUGAUAUGUGUCCAAAAGGCGAAGAAUCUUGGUGCUCUUACCAGCGCGCUGAAGCAAGAGGAGAGCUUGAUACCUUUUCUCACGAUUAUUCUCCUUUACCUUCUGAUGUUUUAAAAGCUAUCAAGCCUAUAUACGAAGAUCUUAGUAAUGAAAAUUUACUUUCAAGAUGUGUAGGUGGAUUCAAUCAGAAUAAUAAUGAAAGCUUUAACCAACUAGUAUGGAAAAUAUGCCCAAAAACGGUAAAUACUAGUUUUACUAUCGUACAAAUAGCUGCAUACGUUGCUAUGUGUAUAUUUAAUGAGGGUAUAAAUUCAUUAUUAGUCUUGAUGAAUACACUAGGACUUAAUUGUGGGCCUAAUUCUCAUCGGUAUGCAGAAAGAAUGGAUGCUGCACGUAUCAAAGUAGCAGAUAAGCGCGCUAAUGAUAACACCCGAGAAGGUCGAUUGCAACGUAGGCACCAGCAAAUCGAUAUUUUGGAAGCUGCUAUGUCGGCUGAAGAGCUAUUAUAUGGUCCAGGAAUAGAUGACUCAGUAUGAAUCUCCAAGGACUUAUGAUGAUCACCGCAAAGGACUUCGGGAGGAACGGGCUCUACAAAAACAGCGAUAACUUUUUGAAUUAUUAAUUUUUUUUUUUGAAAUUUUCGUGAAGUCAAAUCGAAACGUGUUCUAAUAAAGCUAUGUUUUUAUUUUUGUCAAAUAAAGUAAUUAACUACAAAAAAAAAAUUAUUGAAAAUCAUCAUUUUUUCAUACCCCUGAG
This is a messenger RNA of Microplitis mediator, 2319 nucleotides long. RefSeq lists its product as uncharacterized. Lineage: Eukaryota; Metazoa; Arthropoda; Insecta; Hymenoptera; Braconidae. Bases 345 to 2099 code for a protein of 584 amino acids. The record is from RefSeq and is a predicted model, not a curated record. The transcript is spliced from 2 exons.